AUGCGCAGUGGUGCCGAGGCCCUGGAGCGAGCCCCCCGCUGAGGGAUCCUUCCCGCCGCCUUGCCUAUUGUCCCCUCGCCACGUGACCCCGGAGGGUGACAAAGCACUUUUGGUUCCGCUGAGUCAUCCUCUUUGCAGGAGGCGCGCCUGCCGUUCGCCCGCCUCCUCGGUCGUCGCUCCUUCUUCCUUCCUUCUUCCCUUUCUCCCCGUAGCAGAGGCAGACAGCCAUGGGCACCGAGAGCGGCAGCGGAGGAGUCCUGCUGGGCCGAGCCCGCACCCUCAACCUCCAGACGGGCAACCUGAUGAACUGGGGCCGCCUGCGGAAGAAGUGCCCCGCCACCCCCAGCGAGGAGCUGCGAGAAUGCAUUCAGAAAACCUUAAAUGAAUGGAGUUCAAAGAUCAGCCCUGAUCUCAUGCAGGAGAUGCCAGAAGUCCUUGACUGCACUCUUGCUCAGGCCAUAGAAAAGAUCAAUUCUGAAGAAAGGGAAGAACUGAAAGUUUCAGCAAAACUGUUCAUUGCUGGAUCAAACACCUCAUCGAUCAGAGAAGCAAUAAGCAUGACAUGUUCUGCCCUUGGGGUUGACCAGUUAGAUUCUGUAAUCAUUGCUCCUCCUCCAACAGAAGACGGAAUUAAUCUUUCUUUAGAGUAUUUACAGCCUUAUUGGGUAGAGCUUGAAAACUUGGUUCAAAACAAGCAGAUUGUUGCCAUAGGGACCUCUGACUUAGAUAAAGCACUGUUGGAGCAGCUCUUCUUGUGGGCACAGGUGAAGCCAAGCAGUAAUCAGGUGAAUCUUGCUUCCUGUUGUGUGAUGCCACCAGAUCUGACUGCGUUUGCAAAAGAGUUUGAUAUCCAGCUGCUAACUCAUAAUGAUCCAAAAGAACUGCUUUGUGAAACAAGUUUCCAAGGAACUCUUCAGGAAAGCUUCCCAGACUGCCGGGCGCACGAAUGGAGUCCGCUGUGGCUUCUGCGAUAUUCAGUUAUUGUAAAGAGCAGAGGAAUCAUCAAGUCCAAAGGCUACAUCUUGCAAGCUAAAAGAAUCCCAUCAUCUUAAGAUGAAUUGCCUUCUUCAGAGAGACCCACAUCUCUGCUCUUUCACCAAGAUGCAAACUGGAAUUCAUAAAGACCAAACUUUUUUUAUUAUCAGUCAGUGGCAUAGCAAUUGUAUGCCAUUCUUGCCUUUCUUUUUCUUUCAUAUGUGUUCUGUGUUGAGGACAACUUGUUCACAUGUGAAAUACUGUUCUUCAUUUAUUAGUUUGCUGAUUUGGAGAUUAUAUAUAUAUACAGAAAAUAUUUGGAAUAUUUUAAUGACUAAUAUAAACUAAAAAUCUGACUAGAUAUAUUUUGAUUGAAAUAUUUUGAGUUGCAAGAAGAAAUGUAACUUGGUUAAACUUGUUGCUGCUAGACGGAAAGCAGACUAAAUGUAGUAGCACUGAUGGAAUAAGCAGGUUUAUUAUUUAAGAUACUGGUGUUAAAUUAAGUGGACUCAUGCAAAUUGUUUAAAAUAUACAUGAAUUUAUAUUUGGUCCCCUUUCCCAAACAGAAAUCAUAGUACAAUAGGCCUUCUUGGGGCCUUGCAUACAUUUUUCUUCUGUUGUUGCUUUGUCAAAAUCUUCAUGGCAUGGAUCCAGUCAUGGGGGCCUCUCAUCAGAAACAGAAUUCAUCUUGACAGAUUUGUUUUGGUAAUAUUAGGAUCCCUAUUUUGAGAACAAUAAAUAGAUGGUUUUGUUCUACAUCAGUCUCAGAAUUGCAUAAAAUGUAGAUAAUCUGAAUUCUGAGAACACAAAUUCUGUCUGAGAGUCAACCUCUGGAUAACUUAUUUUGCCCACAAAAAGUUUGUGUUUUUCUCAUAACCAGUUUGGUGCAUUUAAUGCUGUUGAGCACUUAGUUUAAGGAAGCAGCCUCUGUUUUCCAUCUUGAUAACUGCAAAAGAUAAUGUUUUAAUGAACUUCUGUAUAAAGAAUGACAUUUUCUAAGUUUUGUGCCAUGUCAAUAAGAUUAAAAUUGUUAUCUGUAAGCCUAUUAAUGACCAAUGAAAGGUAUAAGAGAUAGUCAACUUUAUUUAGAGUCUGAUUUUUAUGUUCUAAUAACAAGUAACAUGACUUAGGCAGCUGGACUGAAUAAAUGUACUGCCUGUCAUAUCAUAUUUGCAUAUUUUGGUCCAUUCUGGUGGGUUAGCUUCUUGUGAUUUGAAAAAUUAUUUUCAGUAAGGGGUUUUGGCAUGUGUUGGUGUUGGAUACUAAAACAUUUUGAAAGCAUGUGAUGAAUACCUCAAAUCUCAACUGUUAUUUGGAAUUAAGUUCCAUUGAAAUUGCUGGAGCCUUAAUAGUGAGGCCAUCUACCUAAACUACCUAUUAAUUUUCCAGGAAGACUUUUGGAAAAAUAAUAGCAUUGACCUAAAUAAACCCUGUACAACAGGCUUCUGAAGUGAA
Molecule: messenger RNA, 2430 nt
Organism: Anolis carolinensis (green anole)
Lineage: Eukaryota; Metazoa; Chordata; Lepidosauria; Squamata; Anolidae
Gene: gclm
Product: glutamate-cysteine ligase modifier subunit
Exons: 7
Coding region: 228-1052 (274 amino acids)
Biological process (GO): glutathione biosynthetic process
Cellular component (GO): glutamate-cysteine ligase complex
Molecular function (GO): enzyme regulator activity; glutamate-cysteine ligase catalytic subunit binding
Source: RefSeq, a predicted model, not a curated record